This is a messenger RNA of Anopheles coustani, 3247 nucleotides long. Its product is annotated as calpain-A-like. Gene Ontology annotation, biological process: proteolysis. Lineage: Eukaryota; Metazoa; Arthropoda; Insecta; Diptera; Culicidae. The record is from RefSeq and is a predicted model, not a curated record. Bases 1 to 2541 code for a protein of 846 amino acids. Gene Ontology annotation, molecular function: calcium ion binding; calcium-dependent cysteine-type endopeptidase activity. The transcript has 7 exons. Gene Ontology annotation, cellular component: cytoplasm.
AUGGAUGAGCUAAAGGGCCUCUUGAGUGGGGCCGGCAAGCAGCUGUUCGAUGCUGCAGGUCAGGCCAUCAGUAGCGCGGCCACCGAGUACAUCGGUAGCGUUAUUAACGAGAUGUUCGUGAAGAAGGAGACGGACACCAAACGCUUCCUGCCGAGCAUAAAGAACAUGAAAGUGCUCGGUGAACGCAGCAGCGGUGGUCGAUCCGGGUACGACGUGCAAGAUUUCUAUCAAAUCCGUCAACAGUGCCUUGAGAAUGGAACACUGUUUGAAGAUCCCGAGUUCCCGGCGUCGUCCGCCUCGCUCAUGUACUCCAAGCGUCCGGAUCGGCACUACGAGUGGCUCCGGCCGCACGAAAUUUGCGACAAUCCAGAGUUCUUUGUGGAGGGUUUCUCGCGGUUCGACGUACAACAGGGUGAGCUUGGCGAUUGCUGGCUGUUGGCCGCGUGCGCCAAUUUGACGCAGGAUCAAAAGAUGUUCCUACGCGUGGUGCCCGAGGAUAACAGCUUCGAGGACGAAUAUGCCGGGGUGUUUCAUUUCCGCUUCUGGCAGUACGGCAAGUGGGUGGAUGUCGUUAUCGACGAUCGUCUGCCGACGUACCGCGGGCAGCUGAUCUACAUGCGAUCGUCGGAGCAGAACGAAUUCUGGAGCGCCUUGUUGGAGAAGGCAUACGCGAAGCUUCAUGGUUCGUAUGAAUCGCUUCGUGGUGGUACAACUUGCGAGGCCAUGGAAGACUUUACGGGUGGUGUUGCCGAGAUGUACGACCUGAAAGAUCAAACCCCACCGAAUCUGUACGAGAUUAUCGAGAAAGGCUUCAAGCGCAAUUCGAUGUUUGGAUGCAGCAUUGAGGCGGACCCUCACGUGCUAGAGGCAGAAACGUCCGAGGGUCUUAUUCGAGGCCACGCGUACUCCAUCACCAAGAUUCAGCUUGUGGACAUCGAGACGCCUGGUCGAUCGGGCAAGAUUCCUCUCAUCCGUCUGCGUAACCCGUGGGGCAACGAAGCCGAAUGGAAUGGACCGUGGAGCGAUAAGUCACCAGAAUGGCGCUACAUUCCGGACGAGCAGAAGCAAGAGCUCGGGCUUAACUUUGACCACGACGGCGAGUUCUGGAUGUCGUACCGAGAUUUUACACGCUACUUCGAUCGCAUGGAGAUUUGUAACUUGAGCCCGGACUCACUGAGCGACGAUCUACUGAAUCGUGGAAAGAUUCGCUGGGAGAUGUCUAUGUUCGAGGGUGAAUGGGCCAUCGGUAGUACGGCCGGUGGAUGCCGUAAUUACCUCGACACGUUCUGGCACAACCCCCAGUACGUUAUCCGACUAGACGAUCCCGAUGAGGAUGACGAGGAAGGCAACUGCACGGUAAUCAUUGCUUUGUUGCAGAAAAACCGUCGAUCGCGACGCAACAUGGGCGUCGAGUGCCUUACGAUCGGGUUCGCUGUGUACCGCGUGACGGAUCGCGAUCUGGCGCAGAAGCCACUGAAGAUGAAUUUCUUCAAAUACAACGCCUCAGCCGCGCGGUCACCAGCAUUCAUUAAUUUGCGCGAAGUAAGCUGUCGGUUCAAGCUUCCUCCUGGCACGUACGUCAUCGUGCCUUCCACGUUCGAGCCAAAUGAAGAAGGCGAGUUUAUUAUUCGUGUGUUCUCCGAAACUGCCAACGGAAUGGAAGAAAACGACGAGCAUGUUGGAGUUGGUGACAUCGACGAUCGAGUAAGUUUCAGAUCAUUAGAACUAAUCGCGCCAGAAGAUCCCGGCUUCACCCAACCGUCACCGCAGCGACAGGCCAUGGAGCGUCUGUUCCUAGACGUGGCUGGUGAAGACGGUGAAGUCGAUUGGGUCGAACUGAAGCGCAUUCUUGAUCAUUCUUUCCGUGACGAUCUACCGAAAACGUCUUCACUAAAUGGGCUGAAUCAACGGCAGGCGUACGCAUCGCAACAAAAUGCCGACGUCGGUGGGGCCGGAGGCCCGGGCGCUGGAGGCGGACUCGAGGAUCUGCUCAGUAUGCUGCUGAACAUGUGCUGCAAAGGCGUCUUAGGUGCGAGUGACGGCGAUGGCAGUGGUGGCGGUGGUGGCCCACGUCCUGGGGGGCCAGCUAAUCUCGAAAGUCAAAUCCUACCGAACCAGCCGCUGCACGAUAACAUUUCCUCGGAAGGCUUUUCGAAAGACGUUUGCCGGGCAAUGGUUGCCAUGUUGGACGUAGACCAUACCGGUAAGCUCGGUUUCGACGAGUUCCAGACAUUGCUGACCGACAUCGCCAAGUGGAAGGCCGUCUUUAAGCUGUACGACACCGAGGGCUCCGGCCGGUUGAGCGCGUUCCAGUUGCGCGAGGCUCUAAACUCCGCUGGCUAUCAUCUGAAUAAUCGUAUACUGAACGCGCUAGUACAUCGGUAUGGUUCGCGCAGUGGAACGAUUCCAUUCGAUGACUUUAUCAUGUGUGCCGUAAAGAUCAAGACGAUGAUCGAAAUCUUCCGGGAACGCGACACCGACGGCUCAAACCAGGCAACAUUUAGCAUGGACGAAUGGGUCGAAAAAACGCUCUACUCGUAAGCAAGUCGCACGCAUCGCUCGAAAUACAACGUUACCCAAUUCUCUUCAGGGCUCGCAUUUUAUCCUUCAAAAAAAGCUUUCCAUUAUCUCCUCUAAACGGCUCGAAUUUUAAUUAUUAUCACACCAAUGUCCCCAACGGGGGAUCAAUCCCUCACAUGUUGCGUAGUGACUAAGUUGAAAAUUAUUAAUUUUAAUGCGAAUUGUUAAUAUUUUUCGCAAGAUAGAACUCGGUUUAUAUUCUCGUCUUAAUUUCUUUUGUAUUUUUCUUCAUCCUUUUUUUGUUUUUCGAGUAAACUUUGCAACCGGGCAGCUAUUUCUGUAAUAUGAUUACUCUUCCAAUGCAGUUCAAACGAAUCCCUGUAUUUUUAUUUAUACGGACUACGUGUCCAACACCUUUUUUGGAAAUAGCUGUGCACGCACACAUAGAGUCUAAAGCGAAUGGACAGAAAACACUCUCUUGUUAUAUUUAUAACGGUCCAAGAAUCGUUUAUUGUCUUCACAGUUCUACUUACCUAGCAAGUAAUUUUUCGAUCAAUAUUUGUGUACAACUGUCUUAAGGCUUGAAGCAACUAAGAAUCUUUCAAAAUAUGCAGCAACAAAUGCUAGUUUAAAAGCCUUUUUAUAUAACUGUUAUUAUACGUCAUCGAAGUUUUAUGUUAUUGUAAUCAUCGAAGUUGUAUUUAUGAAGUAAAGGUACAUCAAUGCA